CAAAAUACCGUAUUCUUGUUGUCCUUAUGGUUUUUAAAAAAUUAUUUUUAAUUGGGUAUAACGGUAUAGGAGAAGAAAACAAGUAUAGUUUAAAAAAACCAGGGGUUAGAACGGCUUUUAGUUCAAUGGAUGACUUAAAAGCGCUAGCUUCUCAGUCUGAAAUUAAUUUGGAAGAGAAUAAUUCAAAAAAGAACAAAGAAUUUUUAAAUGAGAUGGCUCAAGAGUUGAAAGGAAUAAUUAAUGGUCUUAUUGGAGAAAAGGAAAAUGAUGAUCCGUUGGUUCCUACAAGGUCACUCUCACCUGAGAUAAUAGCGAAGCACAGAGGACCUAAAAUUGACCAUCAACGAAGGUAUGGAUUAUAA
This is a messenger RNA of Meloidogyne enterolobii, 362 nucleotides long. The record is from the annotation of a GenBank genome assembly. Lineage: Eukaryota; Metazoa; Nematoda; Chromadorea; Rhabditida; Meloidogynidae.